AACUGAUCUGCCGAUGCCGGGAUGUUCAAAAGAAGAAAACAAGAAAGUGAAGAACAAGAUGAGGACGAUGACGAGGAAGAUGAUGAAGACGAGGCUGACAGCAGAGGAAGCUCUCUGACGCGCGCCGUUUCUUUCCUCAGCAAUUUUAUGUCAGGAUUUCUUCAAACUUUGGGUUGUUUUAGAAGAGUCGAGAUGCUGAAUGUCCCGUCUCAGUCCUUCCCCGCUGUUGGCUCCCAACAACGUGUGGCACCAUCAGGACAGUCUCGGAAUAAGGUGGCCUUGAAGCCAGGCCACAGUCUGAUGGAUUGGAUCAGACUGACCAAAAGUGGCCGUGACAUGACAGGGCUAAGGGGCCGUCUUAUUGAUGUCACAGAGGAGGAGUUACGGAAACACAACAAAAAGAAUGACUGCUGGACAUGCAUCAGAGGUAUGGUGUAUAAUAUCACCGCAUACAUGGACUUCCAUCCUGGAGGUGAGGAGGAGCUGAUGCGGGCGGCGGGUAUCGACGGCACUGACCUGUUUGACCAGGUGCACCGCUGGGUGAACUAUGAGUCGAUGCUGAAGGAGUGUCUGGUGGGCAGGAUGGCCACUAAGGUCAGCGUUGGAAUCAAAGCUCCGUCCACGAAGGAGGAAAAGACCCAAGUAAAUGGUCUGGCUCCACCACCUUCUCCUGCUCCUCCUCCUCCAUUUCCCACUGCUGCGCCUCCUCCAUUUCCCACUGCUGCGCCUCCUCCACCCAAAGACACGAGGCCUCGGUACGACUGGUUUCAGACAGACACCACGGUUAAUAUUGUGGUCUACACCAAGAGAAAGAUUCCUGCGUCCGGCAGUGCCGUUGUAGACCUGAUAAAUGGUGCUCUACGGAUUGAGGUUGUUCUGGGAAAGAUGUCUUAUCUCCUGCAUUGGCGUCUCCCACAAGAAGUGGAGGAGCGUGUUGGCAUUCACACAGCCAGUGCGGUGGGGAAGAUUCAGGUGGUGUUGUGGAAGAAGGACAAGGCUAAGUGGUCAGAGCUGGGGGAACAUCUGGACGCCCAUAAUACCUUUGAGCGCCAAAAAGACCGCGAGAUCCGCUACCGCAAGUGUGUGCUCCUCGCCAAGACGGAGGUGACGCACGACACCAGGCUCUUCUGUUUACAGCUGCCCCCUGGGACACACAUGCAGGUGCCCGUGGGCAGACACGUCUACCUCCGUGCCUCGGUCCAAGACAGUGAUGUGGUGAAGCCCUACACCCCAGUGGACCACACCCUGCUGCCUGACUGCCCAGCCGCCGAGGGAGACAGCGCUCACAGGCUCUUCCUCAUGAUCAAGGUGUACCCAGAUGGCCUGCUCAGCUCCCAUGUGGACGGCCUCAGAAUAGGUGACGCCCUGGCGGUGAGCAGCCCUGAGGGUCCCUUCAGCCUGCGCGUCCUGCGUGGCAUCACCCAUCUGUACCUGCUGGCGGCGGGCACGGGCUUCACUCCCAUGGCACGACUCAUCCACGCGGCCCUGACCGACCUGCCCACACUCAGGAAAACCCAGCUGAUGUUUUUCAACCGUCAGGAGAGAGACAUCCUCUGGCACUCGCUAUUAGACCAACUGGCUGCCGAAGACCCCAGGUUCGAGGUGGAGUAUGUGCUCUCGGAUCCCUCUGAUUCGUGGACAGGGCGGAGAGGGCGUGUCCAGGCCUCCAUGCUCACUGACUUCCUGGUUCGUCCCGAGGGCUCCAAAUGCCUGGUCUGUGUGUGUGGACCCACAGCCUUCACUGAUCUAGCGCUGGGGUUGAUAAAAGACCUGGGCUUCAGUGACGAAGAAAUCCAUGCCUUCCAGGGCUGAGACAUGAUUUGUCUACAUCCUUCUGUGUGUGUGUGUGUGUUUGUUUUUGUUUUUUGGACUAUGCACAAAACGGUGAAAUGGAGCUUCACACAGCAACAUAGCAUCUGCUACUUCAGUCUCGACGUCUUUCUCCAAAUCACAGACUUCCACAGCCCAGCAAUCAAGAGGCACGAGAGAGAGAAAGAGAGAAAGACCUUUGAAGAGGGUAGAAACAGCAGAAAGAAAGAAAGAAAGAAAAAGCUCUCAACCCCAUGACAACUAGGGAGCUCCUCUUUCUCUAUGUCUGUCUGUCUGUCUGUGGUUAGCAUUCUCCUACAGCACUGCGCUGCCUCCCCUCCUGCCUGCUCCAGUCUCCUCCUCAAAGAUUCACACGUUGACACAUAUAUGAUUGUACAUAUUUAUUGCAUUCUAUUUUGCCAUCUU
Messenger RNA from Sardina pilchardus (European sardine), 2235 nucleotides. Its product is annotated as cytochrome b5 reductase 4. Gene Ontology annotation, molecular function: heme binding; cytochrome-b5 reductase activity, acting on NAD(P)H. The record is from RefSeq and is a predicted model, not a curated record. The transcript has 17 exons. The coding region runs from base 22 to 1812 and encodes 596 amino acids. Gene Ontology annotation, biological process: generation of precursor metabolites and energy; superoxide metabolic process. Lineage: Eukaryota; Metazoa; Chordata; Actinopteri; Clupeiformes; Clupeidae. Gene Ontology annotation, cellular component: endoplasmic reticulum.